CACGGCACUCCCGCGCGCCUGCACUUAUUGUCCCUUCACCACCCACACCACCUCCCGCCUCGUACGGCAAAUCCAUGCAUCAUCUCCCUUGACCGCGCGAUCGAUCCACCAUCGACCGAGCCACUCCUACACCAAAUCGAAUUAAAGCGCGCCCCCCGCAACGCAUUGCCGCCUACAUGGGCAAGAAGCCCGGCGGCGCCGGCUGGCUGGCCACCGUCAGGAAGGUCUUCAAGACCAGCCCCUCCGCCUCCCCGUCCAAGGACCCGCGCCACGCCAAGAAGGGGCUCGGAGGCGAAGAGCAGGAGGCGGCGGAGAUACUGUCCGUCGAGCACUUCCCGGCCGCCGACACGUCGCCUGAGGUGACCAAUGAGGGCAGCGGAAGCUCCGCCGCUGGGUGGGCGCGGGAGGGCGGAGGGGUGGAGGCGGAGGUCAGGAGGGCGCGCCGCGCAAUGGCGUCGAGGAUGGCGAGGCUUGCGGCCCUGCGCGAGAGGGCCGCCGGCAGGGAGGACCGCGCCGCCGUGCGCAUCCAGGCAUUCUACCGGGGAUACUUGGCGAGGAGAGCUCUGCGCGCUCUACGCGGGCUGGUGCGGCUGCAGGCGCUGGUGCGCGGCCACCAGGUGCGUCGCCAGGUCCAUCACACCAUGCGCUGCAUGCAGGCGCUCGUCCGCGCGCAGGACCGCGUCCGCGCCCGCCGCCUCACCCCCCACGCCGCCACGCGUGGCCGUCCCGCCCCCGUCGUUCCCGCGCACGGUGCCCGUCGGCAGUCGUACGGGCACGACCGCCUUUUCUUUGAUGACCACCAGGACGAGGAGGACGGGGAGACGGCAGCGCAGGUACGGCGACCAAGACACAGGCACAGCAGCAUCGGCAACUUGAGCCCGUUCCAGGAAGGGUGGGACGCCGUCUCCCGGGCCGGAGCCAUGCACCGGCAUGACGACGCUGCGGCGUGGCCACCUGCUUUUGCGCAUGACUUCCAGCACCCCAAGAUGAAAUUCCAUCACGAACAAAUGCGGCUUGAGCGCGACGAGCUGGACAAGCGCAAGGCCGGCUGGCACUGGCUGGAGCGCUGCAUGGCGCCCAACAGUGCGCUGCCGGAGCAGGCUGACCAGCACUUACCGGCGGCGGAGACGUCAUACGUGACCGCGGGAACGGCCACGGCCACCGAAGGCGUUUCAGAGAGGACCGUGGAGAUGGAGCCGAGCAGGAAGAGCCCUCCGACGGACCUGUACCCGGUGCGCGCCGAGGUGACUCCCGGGUACAUGGCGGUUACGCAGUCGGCGCGCGCUAAGGCCCGUAUGGCGCCGCUGGCCGCCCCGAGGACUCACGCCCGGAGCCGGUCCGGGUCGGUGGCGCUCGGCGGGGGCUCGACGGCCAGUUCCGGCUGGAGCACGAGUAACAACGGUGAUCCUGCGGCGCAGCAGAGGGAACUGUACAGCCCGGAGUCGAGCUGCAGCGGAGAUCGGUCGCCCCCGACACUUGGCGGCCGCGGCAGGGUGGCCUAUGCUUGACCUUUGGGAUGAUCACAAACAACCGAUAAGUUUGACCAUGCUUUUCAUAUAUGCUAGUGCUACUCCUCUGAUUCCUACUAAUUACCGUUAUUUUAGUAUAAAUUUUACUAAAACAGCGACAGUUAAUAUGAAAUGAAGGGAGUAAUAAUUAAUGUA
Messenger RNA from Hordeum vulgare subsp. vulgare (domesticated barley), 1664 nucleotides. RefSeq names its product protein IQ-DOMAIN 21-like. Gene Ontology annotation, molecular function: protein binding. The record is from RefSeq and is a predicted model, not a curated record. NCBI's taxonomy places the organism in Eukaryota, Viridiplantae, Streptophyta, Magnoliopsida, Poales, Poaceae. The coding region runs from base 177 to 1508 and encodes 443 amino acids. The transcript is spliced from 4 exons.